Tuber melanosporum (Perigord truffle) is the source of this 995-nucleotide messenger RNA. RefSeq lists its product as uncharacterized. Bases 123 to 995 code for a protein of 290 amino acids. The transcript is spliced from 9 exons. Lineage: Eukaryota; Fungi; Ascomycota; Pezizomycetes; Pezizales; Tuberaceae. The record is from RefSeq and is a predicted model, not a curated record. Gene Ontology annotation, molecular function: catalytic activity.
AUUGUGCUCGUAUUGCUUUGAGCAACCUCACCUCUCUCUACGAGUACUCGAGUACACACGAGGUGUUAUUUAUCGAAUUUGAAGCGUUUUAGAACCACAAACACGAAUAGUAGCUUCUGGCCAUGUCAAGAUUCUCGCGCCUUAUCCGCUUUAUUGCUGCCGAUGGGGGAACGUAUUAUGGGGAGGCGAUUCUUCCUACCGGGAUUAGUGACGUCUCGAGGGUCGCUAAGGCCCGUGUUAUUGAGGGCGAUAUCUUAUCCCUGGGAUACAAAGUGACUGACCAGGUCCUGAAUGUUAACAAACUUUUGACCCCGCUCGCCUUUAAGGAUACAAAGACGAUCAGGUGCUUGGGACUUAAUUACGCCCAGCACGCAAAGGAGUCAAAUAUGGAUAUUCCAAGGUUUCCUGUGCUAUUUUAUAAGCCGAUUACCUCACUUUCUGGACCUUCAGACCCAAUCCCGAUUCCGAAAGCAGCUCAGGACGAACCCGGACUCGAUUACGAAUGCGAACUCGUGGUCAUAAUUGGCAAAGAGGCUAGAGAUGUUUCCGAGAGUAGUGCUCUGGACUACGUCCUCGGAUACUGUGCUGGAAAUGACAUCAGCCACAGAGACUGGCAACUCAAGAAGGGUGGCGGCCAAUGGUCUUUAGGCAAGGGAUUUGAUGGAUGGGCCCCGAUUGGGCCGGCCAUCAUUUCCCCUUCUCUUAUACCAGACCCUCAGAAACUACGCAUCUCCACCAAGGUAAAUGAGCGAACUGUUCAGGACUCCUCAACUGCGGAUAUGAUAUUCUCCGUCGCCAAGACACUAUCAUUCCUCUCGCAAGGAACAACACUUCUGCCAGGGGAUCUGCUCCUCUCUAUUGGUCCGCAGGGUGUUGGGAUGGGAAGAAAGCCACAAUGCUGGCUUAAAGAUGGAGAUAUCGUUGAGGUAGGAAUUGAGGGCAUUGGAAGUAUUACUAACAAUGUGACGUUUGAACGCAUGAAGGCGCAGCUUUAA